GGGUUUGGUAAACCUCAUCGACAACAAAUCUUAUUAUUUGGACACUGAAAAUGUUCGCCGCUGGAUGGAGAGUGUCGUAACGCGUGCCCUAAAUACUUUCAACAAGAAUACUGAUGGACGUUACAUUCUGAAAACUUCUGAGGGCCCGUUUUAUGCAAAAAUAUGCAAAGGGGGUCCAGCGUUCACGAUGAAAGUAGAGGGAAAUAUAUCCAACAAAAAAAUAGUGCUCGAUAUAGACCUUGUGCCUUGUUUUAUCUUAGGAAAGGAUACAUGGCCUAGCAAACCAUUCAGGCAAAAUUCUGUAGAAACUAAGCCAGAAUAUUUCAUUGUACCAAAACCGCUGAAAGAUGUAGCUAACAGCAGCCGAUACUGGCGACUGUCGUUCCAAGAACAGGAAAGGGAAAUAAUGGAAGGCAAAAGAGCUCUAAAACCAACAAUCAAACUAUUGAAGAGAUUGAGAGACAUUCAAAACCACAAGUGUAUAGCCAGCUACUACAUUAAAACUGUUUCUUUAUGGCAAACGGAUAAAAGAGAUCGAGAAUUUUGGAAUAACUCGUUGAGUGUCGUUUUUAUGAAUUGAAGGCUGAUGAGCUGAAUAACUUCAAGAAGGAACAUAACACCACCUACUUUGGAACGUUUAAGGUCAAGUAACUAUAUUAAUGUUACCGAAUAUUCGAAAACGCGCCAUACACACUAAACUACUUUAAGAAAAUAAUAAAUAGUUUUAUAAAAACGCAACACGUGUUUCGCUAUACAAUAGCUUCUUCUUAGUAUAUCUUGAAUAUCUGUCACCUUUUGUUUAUUCCUUCUUAUUCUAUAAACAUUGUUCAACUUAACUUUUAAGAGUAAGAAUACAUAUCUGUACUUUCAUUAACCACUCCCAUUUUCUGACACAAACUGAAGGAAUGGAUCAAAUGGGGAUAAUGGUGCAUUUUUUACCCAAUACAAUAAAGGGAACCAGAAGUACAAAAAAACUACCAAUAAUAAAAACCUCAUGUUACAAUUUUGGGUCAAUUUUGUAACUUUCGUCAGCACUUUAUCGAUUAUUAUUCUAAAAAAAUAUAUCUGAUAUUUUAUUUUUCAACUGUGGUAUCUAGCAAUUUAUAUAUGCAUUUUAUUAUAUUAUUUGUUAUAUAGAAUUAUUUAUUUAUCACUCACAUAAUAUAUUAUUAAUUGUAAUAGUGAUUAGUACCAAUUCCAAUGUAAUUUAAUAUUGUUUUUAUUACCAAUGUUGUGAAAUAUCCAUAUAGAAGUUUGUUAAUUGAAUUAAAUGACAUAAU
This is a messenger RNA of Leptinotarsa decemlineata (Colorado potato beetle), 1280 nucleotides long. Its product is annotated as cyclic GMP-AMP synthase-like receptor. NCBI's taxonomy places the organism in Eukaryota, Metazoa, Arthropoda, Insecta, Coleoptera, Chrysomelidae. The record is from RefSeq and is a predicted model, not a curated record.